Molecule: messenger RNA, 2537 nt
Organism: Tympanuchus pallidicinctus (lesser prairie-chicken)
Lineage: Eukaryota; Metazoa; Chordata; Aves; Galliformes; Phasianidae
Product: arylamine N-acetyltransferase, pineal gland isozyme NAT-3
Exons: 6
Coding region: 589-1530 (313 amino acids)
Molecular function (GO): acetyltransferase activity
Source: RefSeq, a predicted model, not a curated record
GGAAAAUACAUCGCUCUGCAGACACCCAGCUCCAUGCUCAUGAUUUAUACUCAUUGUGUUUGCACUGGGGCUACUGAACGCUGAGGGCUGGUGUAGAAGACCCCUGCAGGACCAGCUCCAUGCUUCUGAAUCCCCAUUGCUUCCAGAUCUCCUUCAUGCAGCCAAACCACCUCGGGCUGACUGCCUGAAAUAGGGCUGAGUGUCAUUCCCCCUGAACUCAAUGAGAGCCUUCUCACUGAAACAGCAGCUUUCUUUUGGAGGAGAUUUUUUGGAGAAGCAGGCUGAGAGCCAGUAUUCCUUCAGGUAAAUGCUUCUCCUUCCAUCAGUGCACCUGUGGAUUAGCUAGCCCAUCGCAGAGGGCACUACAGUGGGAGCUGCUCAACGCUCUUGCAGUCUGACAGAGGCGGGUGGAAGCAAGUUGAGAGAAAGGACAUUCCCCAGGAAGGGAGCUGGGCAGUCCUCGACCCCGUGCUAAGUAAAGGACAGCCAGCCACGCCACUUGCUUUUGCCUAAAAUAAAUCCCCCCCAAGUCCCAGGAGAUUCGUUUGCAGUUGAACUGAUUUUGCAGGGCUGUCAUCAAUAUAAUGGAUGAGGAAGAUCCUUCCUUUACUUCUGGCACAAACUAUGGUGUUUUGUCACCCUUUUCUCCAAGGCAGCAUGGACAUCAAGGAGUAUUUUGCCAGAAUUUCUUACCGAGGCUCCCAUGAUAAACCAGACCUGGAAACCCUGACAGAAAUAUUCCGGCACCACAUCCAAGCAGUUCCUUUUGAGAACCUUAGCAUUCACUGCGGGGAAAGCAUUGAGCUGGAUCUAACAGCCACUUACAACAAGAUAGUGAGGAAGAAACGUGGGGGCUGGUGCAUGGAGAACAACCACCUCUUAUCUUGGGCCCUGAAAACCCUAGGGUACAAUGUCACCCUUCUGGGAGCAAAAGUUUAUGUCCCGGAGCACGAUGCAUACGCUGAUGACAUUGAUCAUCUGUUGCUAAAAGUGGUGCUUCAUGACAAAUCCUACAUUGUGGACGGUGGUUUUGGGAUGGCCUACCAGAUAUGGCAGCCGAUGGAGCUGAUUUCGGGGAAAGAUCAGCCUCAGACACCCGGCAUCUUUCGCUUCCUAGAAGAGAAUGGGACCUGGUACCUUGAGAAGGUGAAAAGGAAGCAGUAUGUUCCCAACCACAGCAACACUGCUCCUCAUAACGUGGACAAAGAAGUUUGCCGUCGAGUUUAUCUCUUCACCCUCCAGCCCCAAGACAUAGAAGAGUUUAGAGCCAGAAAUCUGUACCUGCAGACUGCCCCAGACUCACUUUUUGUUACAAAGUCCAUCUGCAGCCUGCAGACCGCCGAUGGGGUCCGGGCACUCGUUGGGUGGAAGCUUACUGAGAUAAAGUACAAUUACAAGGAUAACAUGGAUCUGGUGGAAAUCAGAAUCCUUGCAGAUGAAGAAAUGGAGAAAACAUUGAAGGAGAAAUUCAAUAUAAUAUUAGAUAAGAAAUUUGUACCCAUCAAUACAAGCAGGUUGUCUCUGUUUUAACUCACUGCCUGUAUUAUAAUUCAAUAUGGUGGCAUUACGCGAAUUCUCCCCCCUCUUCCUGACAAGAAUCUAAAGGUUAAUCUUUCUCUUUCCAUUUACCCCAGCAUAAGGCAGAACAGAUUAGCAUGAAUCAGGAAAAGCAAUUGAUUUUCACAACUGUUCCUGCAUCUCUCCUUGGUCUGGGUACAAAUAAUUUCUUCCUCACUCCAUCAAAUCACUCCCCUUCUGUUUGUGCUUAGCUGGCAACAGAUGCUGCCCAUUCCCUGCUCCAUUCAUCUCUUAAAAGCUUUUCCCACUAACCCAGAGCAGCAGGGGCAGGGAGAUGGAACAGUGUGUCCCUUCCCUUAUUACUUAGCUCUACCACCUGGGGAAAAAAAAAAUAUCACACCACAUCUUAAAUUAAUGCCAUACUAUUUUUUGAAAUGUAAUAGCCAGAAAAAUAAAGACAUCCAAUGCCAUUUGCUACCCUAAGCCUGUCCUUUGUGCUCCUGCAUCCCUCGCACUUUCUCACACAGCAAUUCUAACACUCACUGAGGGGGCUAUUUGUGGCUUAAAACUGGUGAUGAGAAAUAUUAGGGGACAAUUCUGCCUUCUUUCAGAUUUCUGUACCCUCAGCAACAUAACUAAAGCUUUCAAACUGAAAGCACCUCCUGUGGAUUGUUUGUGAGCACCCAGGAGAGGACUGCUGGAAAUGCACCCUCCUCACACAAGGCUGUCACUUCUAUAACAAACAUUACUGCUUGUCAGUUAGUUUCUCCAAAAUGUAUGUAUUUGACUGCUUGUAGUGAUUCUAAUUAUAUUGAUAGAAGGAGAAAUGAUGAAUCUUAGUCAGAUACCUAAAGGCUAAUAUUUUUAGCAUGAGGAAUUACACAAAUGUAAUCACUUUGCCCUGUGAGAUGAUGCUUGAUGUCCCUUUAUGUACAAAUCACACAGCAUUACAACUAUGCACUUACAGUUAAUAACGUAAGCCAAUUACAAUUAAAUAAAAAGACAAGAACUGUGAAGUA